Molecule: messenger RNA, 813 nt
Organism: Acanthosepion pharaonis
Lineage: Eukaryota; Metazoa; Mollusca; Cephalopoda; Sepiida; Sepiidae
Source: the annotation of a GenBank genome assembly
AUGCAGUUGCGCAGCGGGUGGGGAGGAGGAUACGAGUGGAGGGAUGCGCAAAACGUUCUGUUCCCCUUAGCAAAUAAUCUCAUUAAAAACAUUCAUAGACAUCACUUGUUCCUCUCUCUCUCUCUCUCUCUUUAUUUUCCCUUCUUCUUCUCAUUUCUUCUUCUUCUUCUUCUUCUUCUUCUUCUUCUCUUCCUUUUUCGUCGCCUUAUUCUUCACCUCCCCUUCUUCUUCUCACCCUGCUUCUUAUUUUCUUCGUCGUCCUCCUCCUCUUUCUUCUUCUUCGCCUACACCUUCUUAAUCUUCUCGUCCACUUCCUCCUCAUCCUUCUUCUUCUUCUUCUUCACCUCCCCUUCUUCUUCUUCUUCUUCUUCUUCUUCGUACACAUUCUUAUUCUUCUGCUCCUCUUCCUCUUCCUUCUUCUUCUUCAUUUUAUUCUUCUCCUCCUCUUCUUUCUUCUUCUUCUCCCCUUCUUCUUCUUCUUCUUCUUCUUCUUCUUCGAGUACACCUUCUUAUUCUUCUCCUCCUCUUCAUCCUUCUCCUCCUUUUCUUCUUUAUUUUAUCCUUCUCCCCCUCAUCCUUUUUCUUCUUCUUCUUCUUCUUCUUCUUCUUCUUCUUCUUCUUCUUCUCGUACACCUUCUCCUCCUCUUCCUGCCCCUCCCCCUCCUUCUUCAUUUUAUUCUUCUCCUCCUCUUCCUUUUUCUUCUUCUUUUUCUUCGCCUCCCCUUCUGCUUCUUUUUCUUGUUGUCAAUUUCAAGUUUAACUCCAGAUAUAAAAUGGUCUAGACUAGAAUAUAUCUCGCUAAGGCCAGAAUGA